GUCGUUCUAUACACGAAAGGUCUAUCAGACGUCGCACUGAAGUCUGUCAGCCAUUGUCACCACCCUACGAGGAGUUAAAUUGUAGUGGCGAGUAGUUAAUCUUCUCUGUACUCGGAGAGUCUUCAAAGUACGUCCUAACAGCCUCCCCUCAGGCACUCUGGAGCUCCCUUCCCUCUAAACGGCGCUAAAGUUCACUCCGGAGAUGAAAAUAUCAGUUGUGUCCAACAAGUUGUGGUGCAUCCACAAAGAGCUGAUUAUCCUGCUCACUCCAUUGGUGUUUCUGCCUUUACUUUUUACUCUGCCGGAAAAGGAGGGAAAAUGUCUUUAUGUGGUGGUGCUGAUGGCUAUGUUUUGGUGCACAGAGGCCCUUCCACUGGCCGUCACGGCAAUGCUUCCGGUCUGCCUCUUCCCAACACUGGGAAUUCUUCCAUCCAAAACAGUCUGUCCUCAGUACUUCCUGGAAACCAAUUUUCUCUUCCUCAGCGGUCUUGUGAUGGCGUCGUCCAUCGAGGAGUGGGGCCUGCAUCGCAGAAUCGCCCUAAAGGUCCUCACUAUUGUCGGAGUAAAACCAGCCUGGCUUAUACUGGGAAUGAUGCUGACCUCAUCCUUCCUGUCCAUGUGGCUCAGCAACACCGCCACCACAGCCAUGAUGCUCCCUAUUGCUAAUGCCAUCCUAGAGAGUCUGUUUGGAGACCUGGAGACCCUGAAAAAGAAGAGCAAGUCCACAGAGGAUCCUGAGAAUGACCUAAUAAAUGGUCAGUCUACUGUAAAGCUGCAGUCACUGCCCUCAAUUCCCUCAGAAAAAUUAAUGCUGUCAAUAGAUGGGGCAGAUGAGACGGAGCAGAGUGACAUGAGGACGGCUGAGGAGAUCCAAACAGAGUCGGCGUAUCAGCUGAAGGUGUGGAAAGGAUUCUUGAUCUGUAUUCCUUAUGCAGCCAGUAUCGGAGGGACCGCCACGCUGACAGGCACCGCGCCCAACCUCAUCCUGAUUGGACAGCUGAAAAGCUACUUUCCAGACUGCGACCUCAUCAAUUUUGGCUCUUGGUUUGCAUUCGCUUUUCCGCUCAUGCUUCUCUUCCUGUUUUUGGGAUGGAUUUGGAUCGCGUUUCUCCACGGGGGAUUGAAUACACGAUUGUGCUUCACACAACACGACCGGAGAGCCAAAGCAGAGGCCAGAGCAAAGGCUCUAAUAGACGAAGAUUACAGAAAUCUAGGGCCCAUAAAUUUUGCAGAGGGAGCGAUCGCUUUCUUUUUUGUAUUGUUUGCUGUUCUGCUGUUCACAAGAGAUCCCAAAUUCGUCACUGGCUGGUCUGUGUUUUUUAAAAAAGGGUACGUCUCAGACGCAGUCACUGGUGUGAUCAUUGUGUCCGCAUUGUUCUUCUUCCCCUCGCAGAAACCUUCUCUGAGCUGGUGGUUCGACCCUCAUGCGUCAAAUACUCCUUAUGUCCCACUCUUAUCAUGGAAGAAAGCUCAGGACUCUGUUCCCUGGAAUAUCAUCCUGUUGCUCGGAGGCGGCUUCGCUAUGGCUAAAGCUUGUGAGGAGUCUGGACUGGCCUCCUGGAUCGGAGGCCACCUCCAGCCUUUGGCCGAGGUCCCUCCUGCUGCAGCUGUGAUGUUGAUCACUGCUUUCCUGGCCCUUUUCACUGAGUUCGCCAGCAACACUGCCACAAUUAUCAUAUUUCUACCCGUCAUUGCUGAACUGGCUAUUCGUGUCUCAGUGAACCCUCUGUACUUCAUGAUACCUGCAACAGUAGGAUGUUCAUAUGCCUUCAUGCUGCCAGUGUCCACACCACCCAACUCCAUCGCCUUUGCAACGGGACAUCUCAUGGUCAAAGACAUGGUGAAAACUGGCUUUGUGAUGAACAUCCUGGGUAUCCUCUCGGUCUCUCUGGCUAUGAAUACGUGGGGCGUUGCCAUGUUUGACUUGAACGUGUAUCCAGAAUGGGCUCACUCCAUCAACACGUCCGCUGUUGUUACUGAUGUGCACCUAUCACCUGUUCAGUCACUCAAUGCUACGCUCUGAUCACUCACCCAAAGAGUAUCAGAAGAUUGUGUAAAGAUCU
This is a messenger RNA of Sander lucioperca (pikeperch), 2063 nucleotides long. RefSeq names its product solute carrier family 13 member 3 (gene slc13a3). Bases 203 to 2023 code for a protein of 606 amino acids. The transcript is spliced from 13 exons. Gene Ontology annotation, molecular function: citrate transmembrane transporter activity; sodium:dicarboxylate symporter activity; succinate transmembrane transporter activity. The record is from RefSeq and is a predicted model, not a curated record. Lineage: Eukaryota; Metazoa; Chordata; Actinopteri; Perciformes; Percidae. Gene Ontology annotation, biological process: citrate transport; monoatomic anion transmembrane transport. Gene Ontology annotation, cellular component: membrane.